Messenger RNA from Debaryomyces fabryi, 1317 nucleotides. RefSeq lists its product as uncharacterized. Lineage: Eukaryota; Fungi; Ascomycota; Pichiomycetes; Serinales; Debaryomycetaceae. The transcript has a single exon. The coding region runs from base 1 to 1317 and encodes 438 amino acids. The record is from RefSeq and is a predicted model, not a curated record.
AUGAUUAGAUUAACAAGGUCAUCGGCUAGUAACUUGGGACUAAGACUUUUAUCUCUGAAUUCAAGAUGUAAUAAACCAUUUGAUUUCACUAAUCUUGGUUCUAAUAAAUCAGCUGAACCUUUCGAUUUGGAAAGUUUAUUGACCAGGGGUAACUCCGGCGAAGCAGCUUCAAAGAAAGCAUCAGCUUUGAAUAGUUCUGAAAAGAAUACAAUACCUAAUAAUAGAUUUGUUAAUAUGUUUGAGAAGACUACACAGACCGGAUAUAAGCAUGUACAUAAUAACAAGGAAAGUGAAAAAUUUAAGGAACUCAACCAGAAACAUAAUAAUAAAAAACAUAGGAACCAGAGGAAUCAUGGUGAGAGAAGAAAUCAUAUGGAUACUAAAAAAUCACCUAGAAAGGCAUUAAGAUUUCAAAUAAAUACAGGUUCCGACCAAGCUCAAAAUGCCCUUAAGGAUUUAAUUUCGAAAGUGCAUUUGGUAAGCAAGUCUUACAAAGUGAAGUUUGUGAACCCCCAAACCAAUAAAUUGGAGCAAAAGCAUUUAGUUGAAAUCGUAAAUGAUAUUGAUCUUUCUGAGAAGGGAUUAUUUAUGGUUGCACCAUCGAAAGAAGGGGACUUACCAUUAGUUAAAACCAACAAGGUUUUUGAAAUGAUCAAACAUUAUACAGAUGAACUUGCGGCUCAACGAGAGAAAGAGUUAUUGGAAAAGGGUAGUAUAGCUGCGCAAAAGGCAGUCAGACAACGGGAUAGAGCAGAGAAGAAGAAGUCUGCAACAAAGAUUCUUACACUCUCGUGGAAGAUAAGCUUGAGUGAUUUAAAUAAUCAGAAGAAAAUGGAAAUAAAAAGGAGAAUGAACAAAGGAGAGAAGUUUAUUCUUUAUAUUGGGGAUAGAAGAAGUUUGUAUUCUGCCAGGAAAUCUGUAGAUAAAGAAGGUGGUAUAAUUGAAAACAUGAAAGAAACUUCUGAAGUGAACGAAGAAGAAGCAGAAGAAGUCAUAAAUGUCAGUGACCCUUCUGAAGUAGAUUUUGAAAUAAAGAGACGUCAUAUGAUCGUUGAAGAAUUGAAGAAUAUAUUAGAAGAAUGUGAGUGCCAAUUUGAUAUUAGUGGUCACAUUGAUUCGAGAAUAAUGGUUUCAUGUUCGCCACUGAUUGUGAAAGCUAAAUCAGAUGAAGAGAAUAUAGACGAAAAUCCGUCAAAGGAAUUGAAAAAACAGAAAAAGUUAAUGAAGCUCAAAAAGAUCGAAGAAGAAAAGAAACAGAAGAAGGCCAAAGAUGAAGAAGAUUUGGACUCAUUGUAUCUGUUCAAAAUUGAAGAUUAG